CUCAUACAUCACUGUGGUCAUCGUAUGAAUUUUGCCAUUAUUUUGGAGGUCUCAUUUCCCUGUGGGAGAGCCCUUCAGCGGAAGAACACCCUCCAACCCAGUCGGGCAGCACGCGUUCAUGUUAGCCAGAACCCAUUGGCUCCCGCAACGCUGAUCCUGCGAUCGUCCUCGAAUGCGUCACGCGUAGAACUGCCCGCUCGGACGCUGUCCAUGAUGAUCCCCACACCAAGCCAUCUGAUGCCGCCUGGACGAACAAGCAAGUACGAACUUCGUACUGGAGCUUGAUCCAGUAUCCAUCACAAGGUCUCCUGUAAACCCGCCAUCUCCAAUCCAGCAGAGAGUUGUAUGGCGAUAGCCCUCAGCUAUUCUUAGACCGCGGGAGGCUUUCGACAUUGGGCGGAGUGUUUCGGCCGAUUGGAGCUUUGGUGA
This is a messenger RNA of Fomitopsis serialis, 429 nucleotides long. RefSeq lists its product as uncharacterized. NCBI's taxonomy places the organism in Eukaryota, Fungi, Basidiomycota, Agaricomycetes, Polyporales, Fomitopsidaceae. The transcript is spliced from 6 exons. The annotation marks the transcript as partial. The record is from RefSeq and is a predicted model, not a curated record.